Molecule: messenger RNA, 4862 nt
Organism: Arvicola amphibius (Eurasian water vole)
Lineage: Eukaryota; Metazoa; Chordata; Mammalia; Rodentia; Cricetidae
Gene: Ido2
Product: indoleamine 2,3-dioxygenase 2
Exons: 10
Coding region: 206-1441 (411 amino acids)
Biological process (GO): 'de novo' NAD+ biosynthetic process from L-tryptophan
Cellular component (GO): cytoplasm
Molecular function (GO): heme binding; L-tryptophan 2,3-dioxygenase activity; indoleamine 2,3-dioxygenase activity
Source: RefSeq, a predicted model, not a curated record
GUCAGUCUAUUUGCUUAUGUGUUUUAAUUCUUAAUCUUCACUGUUUACCUGGCGUUGUCUGAGAACAGGUUUGUGGCCAUCCUGGAAUUCAACCUCUGGGCAAGGUUCUUCCCUGCUGCCGCCAAAGCAGCACACAGCUGGACUAAGUCAAAAGCGGGCAGCUGGGACAUUUCUCCUAGUCAGUCAUUUUCCUCAGCGCAGGCAGAUGGAUACCUCAGGCGAGAAUAUGGAGCCUCAAAGGCAGACUUUGAAGCCAGUGAUGCCUCUGUCUUUGGGAAGAUACCACAUUUCUGAGGAGUAUGGCUUUCUACUUCAGAAUCCUCUGAAAGAACUUCCCGAUCAGUACAGGCCUUGGAUGGAAAUUGCCAGUGAACUUCCUCACUUAAUCGAGAGCCACCAGCUCCGGGCCCACGUGUACAAGAUGCCCCUCCUGGACUGCAGGUUCCUAAAGGGUCAUCGUGAGCAACGCCUCGCACACCUGGUGCUGGCCGCUAUCACCAUGGGAUUCGUUUGGCAAGAAGGAGAGACCCAGCCCCCAAAGGUGCUGCCAAGAACUCUUGCCAUUCCUUUUGUUGAAGUCUCCAGGAAGUUGGGGCUCCCUCCCAUCCUGGUCCACUCUGACCUGGUGCUGACAAACUGGACCAAAAGGAACCCAGAAGGACCAUGGGAAAUCAGUAACCUGGAAACCAUCAUCUCUUUUCCCGGGGGAGAGAGCCUGCAGGCCUUCGUACUGGUGACCGUUUUGGUGGAGAAGGCAGCCGUGCCUGGCAUUAAGGCCCUGGUUCGGGGAGUGGAGGCCGUUCUGCAACACAACCAGGACACCCUGCUCCAGGCCCUGCAGCAGCUGAGACUCUCUAUCCAGGACAUGGCUAAAGCCUUGGCCCAAAUGCAUGAUUAUGUAGACCCAGACAUAUUUUACACGGUCAUCCGGAUCUUCGUCUCUGGGUGGAAGGACAACCCAGCCAUGCCUGAAGGGCUGGUCUAUGAGGGUGUGGCCAUGGAGCCUUUGAGGUACUCAGGAGGAAGUGCAGCCCAGAGCUCUGUGCUUCAGGCCUUCGAUGAGUUCCUGGGCAUUCGGCAUUGCAAGGGAAGUGGCUUUCUGCACAGAAUGAGAGACUACAUGCCGCCUUCCCAUAAGGCCUUCCUGGAGGACCUGCAUUCAGCUCCUUCGCUGAGGGACUACAUACUGACCUCUGGCGCUGGGUGCUGCCUGAUGGCCUACAACCAGUGUGUGGAGGCGCUGGCGCAGCUGCGCAGUUACCACAUCAAUGUAGUGGCACGUUACAUCAUCUCCGCUGCUUCUAGGGCCAGGAGCAAGAUGCUGAGCCAUCCCUCGCCCCAUGCCUUGGAGGACAGGGGCACUGGGGGAACUGAAGUGCUAAGCUUCCUGAAGAGCGUCAGGGAGAAGACCGUGGAGGCCAUCCUGCACCCCAAUGCUUAACAGUUCACACCCCACAUCCUUGUGCUUAGCAGGUCACACCCUGCAUCCUUGUGCUUAGCAGGUCACACCCUGCAUCCUUGUGUUUAUGCCCUGUGGGAGUUCGAGCCAGGACCAGAGCUCUGCCUGAACCCAAGCAUCCUUUUGCUCCAAAAACCUCCAUGUUUUUUGUUCAUAGGCUCCUGCUUCCACCCCACCCUCAGCCAUUUUGUUUGCUAGAAACCUUUCUGCCCUGCCCAAUCCCCCUGCCUCAUAGCCGAGAGCUGGUCAUGUCUCCAUUCAGUGGGCAAGUCAGAGAUACCCAAGCUCAAUUUUAAAAGAAUCAAAUUGCCUUUGGGCUUCUCAGCUCAUCUUUUCCUCCUCUCAAUCUUUUUUCCCCUUCCCUCUCUGUUCCCUCCCUCUCUCAUCCCCCCACUUUCUCCUUUCUUGUCUCCCAGUGUUUACUCCUUUUUCCUCUUCUUCCCUCUGUCCCCAUCCCUCCUCCCCUUCUUCCCUCUCUUUAUCUUUGACCCAGGAUCAAACUAUAUACUCCAGACCAGCUUCCAGCUAGAACCUGUGAUCCCCCUACCUCAACCUUCUGAGGUUAUACAUAUGUACUAACUGCCGUGAACUCUUUUCAUUUAUUUUCUUUUGCCCUGCUGGAAAUUAAACCUAAGGUUUCGUACACACCAGGCAAUUGCUGCACCACUGAGCUCCAGUCCCAGCUCUCUGUGUUUCUGAUUUUGAAAGUCUUAUGAGUUUCUUGGGCUGGUUUUGAGCUUUUUUUUUUUUUUUUAGCUCUUGCAAGACUUAGUGUUUGAGUAUCUGGGAUAAGCCAGUGAGCCAUGACGCUGCUGCUGACGAUGAUGAUAAUGAUGGUUGCCCCCCCCCCCGCUUCCUCUUUGUUUAUUUUUGGUUUUGAAACAGGUUCUUACUAUGUUUUAGCUCAGGUUGCCUUCGACUCAAGGCAAUCCUCCAAUCUCAGCCUCCCCUGCACUGGGACUGUAAGCAUGGUCCACCACAGCUGGCUGUAGAGGCUCAUAAUUCUCUAAGAACCCACCAUGCUGCUGUACAGAGCCUUGGUCUGGGGACCGUCUGUGAACAGGGACAGCCUUCUCCUCCCUGCCCACGCUGAAUUCAACACUGAGGGUUAGAUGCUCCAGUGGGGACAUGUGGGUGAGGGUGCUGGGCAUACAAACCUAAAUGUCACCAGCAUGGGGACUCUCUGCGACUGAACUGGAACUGAUGUAUCUUCCCCACAUGGUGGAGUCAUUGCGAAUUCUAUUUUAAUUCUCUGUUCUAUUUUUAGGGCAAUGUUUUUCUUUUUCCUAGUGACACUGGAAUUUGUAUUUGAAAAAUGCUUUAAUUGACCCUUUGAAACUAAGUGAGCCAAAUAGGAAUAAAUAGAAGGCCCACAUGUUUCGGGUAUAAAUAAAUGUAGCGGUUAUUUUUGAAGUUGCUAGCUCUAGGUCUUACUCUACCUGACAGCAGACACCUCAGAUUUCGCCAGUUUAAAGCCAGUUUCUUUAACUAGGGUUCCCCAACGUUUCAAAUGCAUAUGUGUACACACACACCUGCACCAGACUUUCCUUCCAUUGUCCUGUCUAGGAGGGGAGCAUCAGUGAGGACCAUUCGAUCAUUGCCCAGCCUCUUCCAAAUGCUUGGCCCCUGUGCGGAUCCAGAUCAGGUGGACCUAGCAGCCCGGUUCAUCGUAUCUAAAAAGGCUUUCGGUCUCCAUGGUCCUGCCAUUCCAUAGUCCCUGCCACCAUAAGGACACAUGAGAUUGGCUUAGGGUUUCUACUUUUCAGUACCUGGGGGAGAGAUAGAAUGCUAGCUCCAAAAGAGGGCUCAAGUCAGGUCCUGCCCCAAGGCACUGGGGCUCUUCCUGUCUCAUAUCCCUUGGGCUCCAUCCGGCAAAGAUUGGGAGGCACACCUGACCAUAAGGACUUUUCAGAGACCCAGGGUCACACUCCUCUGUCACUGCUCUUGCUGCUCCUCUUCCUGGUGUAGGGCUUAGCAGCGCCCUCGUCUCUUGUUCUGUUCAGAGCCUCAGCCUGAGCUUAUAAAGACUCAAAAAAAUCCUUCCUCUCCACCUGACAUCCUUGUCUCCUGCUGAAGUCUCUCUUGCAGCUCCACAUAGGGGCACAGAUGUACUUGUUUAUCUCAAAUGUUUCUCUGGGUUGAACCAUGUGCGUUAUGGGUCCAGGAAGUAUCUAAGAGGGAGACUGGUUACCUCCAUGUCCCCGCCCCUUGCUGUCCCCAAAGAGUGGGGCCUUCAAGGUAAGACCUAGAUUCCCAUUCCAUGGCUCUCAUUUUUGAAACAAUGUGAUUGGUUUUCAAUCAGUCCCACAGAGAAACUGAUCCUUGGUUUCUUACUCAUUAUGAAAUGAAGAUAUCAAGUCUCGGGAUGGAUAGAAAAGAAGGGAUAGAGUCUGGGGCAAAGUGUGUUGUAAAGUCUGGGGCUUGGGUGCAUUUCUCAGGGGUGUUGCCCCUGUUACCAGUGCAGGAGACAGGAAGACACUGGUUCUUCACACAUGGUUGGAGUGAGUUUUACUUAUUUUUAAGAAGAGUACUACAGACACAGAUGAUUUUAACAUCCAGACAGCAAAACCAUUAAAGCCACAAAGCUAGGCAGCAGGAGGGUGCUUACAGCUCCGGUCUGCCUUGACUCUGAGCUAGCUCUGAGCUGUCCUUCAAGAGGGACACGGCCCUCUCAGCUGUCAAGGUGUGAAGUCAAGGCAGCGAGUCCCAAACCGAGUCUUCUCUGGCUCAUUUGGAAACUGCCAUUCACUGUUUCCAAAUAAGUGUUGAAGUAAAGCCCCUCCGGGAAGACAAAAGGGGAAGGAGAAGAAAAAGAACCAACACUAACUCCAGCUGUGCAUGGACACAACCUUCUAAGGACCAGCAUCCUCCUGUCUCCUGCAUUGGUGAAGGAGCAACAGCCUAAGAGGGUCUUGUGCACACAGUUCUGACCGUGGGGGCCUAUCCCUGUCUCCACGGAUGAGGGUUCACCCUUCAUCAGUGUCCUCAAAACCCAGAGGAGGAAAGAAGGGGGAGAGGUAAGGCAAGGGAAGGGAAGACAGAAAAGAAGGGGGUUGGGACUUCGAGAUUAUAUUCCAGAUCUGAUUGAAGUUUGGGAUCGGGGAGAAAACAUUCUGUACCUGCCAGUCAGUAAUCGCUCCCAGAACGAGGAACCCAUCCCGAACGCAGUCCUGCCUAUUCCCAUGGACAGAUGUUGUAUUUGCUGUGCUAAUGGAGGAGACGCUUGUCUUCCUUCGCUCAUUUAACAGUAAACUUAAUAAAGAAGUCGGAUUUUACUACUUUCUGAGACGCGAUCGCUAGUUAGUCACUGCAAUUUAGCAUCUGUUGCCUGCGAACAUUAAAAACUGAUUUCUUGAGUGUACGCAUCAUCAAAAAAUAAAUGAGUUUUUUUCUUUUUCGCGAA